GCUCAGACCAGGCUGCAGAAAUAAAAAAGUGGGCUAUCUGGAAGUCGUAUUAUGGGGGUCUUUGCUUUACAUGCCGAGAGAGGCAUGAUCCGGAAGAUCUCCCCGAAACAUGCCUCGUAACACCAGCCCAGCGUCACAUGCUCCCCGCGCUCCCCUCGUUACAUACAACCCCAACAGAGCAAGCAAGCCAGCAAUUCAAGCACGCAUGCUCCACAGGCCGAUGCAAGCAUGCCGUUGGGAGGAUCGCGCCAAAUGACAAGCUCCGCCCCUAGCACCGUAGCUCCCGGCACGCGGCACGAUCGGAAUAUCCACCACAAACUCUUCCGAAUCGCGUAUAGCCGAUUUCCACUUCGCAUCACACCACCAUCCUCGACACUUCUUGGCCACGUCAAGCUCACUCGCUCGACGCGGCAAGCAAAUGACUAGAUAAACACGUAUGCAGGGCGCGUCGCGCUGUGCCGUGCCCCCCACCGUAGCCGCUCAUCACCCGCGCUCGCGCUCCGCUGCUGCUUGCUCACACCUGCUGCUGCACGCUCACACGCUCACGCACCACAACCCACCACUCCCCACCACCAUGGCGCCGUCCAUCAUCUCGUCGUCGCCGCCGCGCCUGCUCUCCCUCGACCCGCCCUCCGGCCUCUCCACGUUCCCGGACGACCUCCCAAUCGGGUGCAACACGCUCAUCUCAUGCUUCGACCACAUGAGCCUCUCGAGCCUGCCCGGGUCGCCGACCAAGCCCCGCUUCCCCGCGCCCAUCGUCCACCGCCACCCCACCCCCCUCGGUACCCGCGAGCAGCAGCGCCGUAUCUACCUCGGGCCCAAGCUCAGCGACCGCGCGACGGGCGGCCCCGACGCUGGCCCUCUGAUCGAGCGCUUCAGCUGUCUCUUCAAGGACCAGUACAACUGCAAGCUCAACCCCCGCGGCAUUGUCUCUCUCGGCGUUGCUGAGAACUUUCUCCUUGAGAAAGAGUGCCUCGAGUACUUUACCCGUGCGUUUGCGGACAACUUCCUCGCCUCGGACCUGAGCUACGGCGACUCGCUCUGGGGCUCGCGGCGUAUCAACGCCGCACUGGCGUCUUUCCUCAACGACUACUUUGACCCGGCCGAAGUGGUAAAGCCCGACCAGCUGAUCACCGGCGUCGGCUGUUCCGCCGUGCUUGACCAGCUGUUCUACACCCUGAUGGACGAAGGCGAGGCAGUUCUCCUCGCCGGGCCUUACUACACUGGCUUUGACCGCGACCUCAUCGGCCGCGCACGGGUCCACCUCGUCCCGGUCCAGGUGCCAGACGGUGACGGCGCCUUUGAGCCAGAGACUCUUGAGGCCUUCGGCGCCAAGAUGGACGAGCUGGCCGCCAAGGGCAUUCGCACGCGCGCAGUUAUCCUGUGCAACCCCCACAACCCGCUUGGACGGACCUACUCGCGUGAGACGCUGCUCGCCUACGCCCGCUUCUGCGAGGAGCGCGACCUCCACCUCGUCAGCGACGAGAUCUACGCCAUGAGCGUGUACGAGAACCCCGACUUCCCCCACGCGCUCCCGUUCACGUCGAUGCUGUCGCUCGACGUUGAGGAGGAGCUUGGCAUUGAGUUUGACCGUGCCCGCCUCCACGUCGUCUACGGCAUGUCCAAGGACUUCUGUGCCAACGGCCUCCGCGUAGGCAGCCUUAUCAGCCAGGCCAACCCGCUCCUCCUCCGCGCCAUGGCCAACACGUCGAUGCUGAUGAAGAUCUCAUCGCCUGCCGACGUCAUCUGGUCGUCGCUGUUGACUGAUCGCGCGGCGCUGGCCAAGUUCAUGGCGCUGAACAAGACGAGGCUUGCCGACGCUGCGGCUUACACCCGCGACUGGUUCCAGGCGCGUGAUGUCGAAGUCGCACACUCGAAUGCCGGCAACUUUGUCUGGGUCAACCUCGGCGCACGGUUGGGCUUCGACGACGCGGCCGAGGAGAAGCGCGUGUUCCAGAAGCUCCUUGAUGGAGGCGUGUACAUUGCGCCGGGCAGUGCAUACCACAACCCCAUCGCUGGAUGGUACCGUAUCACGUUCAGUGUGUCGCGGGAUCUCCUCAUGGUUGGCUUGGACAAGAUGGAGCGGAUCUUGGGCCUGUGCCCGAAGUAUUAGCGUGCCGCGCACCGAGCGUGACUGUGUAACUGUAUCAUGUGUGUAUACUUGUAGUAGAUGCGACUAGCUGUG
Molecule: messenger RNA, 2185 nt
Organism: Vanrija pseudolonga
Lineage: Eukaryota; Fungi; Basidiomycota; Tremellomycetes; Trichosporonales; Trichosporonaceae
Product: putative aminotransferase aclI
Exons: 10
Coding region: 437-2113 (558 amino acids)
Biological process (GO): biosynthetic process; amino acid metabolic process
Molecular function (GO): transaminase activity; pyridoxal phosphate binding
Source: RefSeq, a predicted model, not a curated record